Molecule: messenger RNA, 1010 nt
Organism: Pyrus x bretschneideri (Chinese white pear)
Lineage: Eukaryota; Viridiplantae; Streptophyta; Magnoliopsida; Rosales; Rosaceae
Exons: 2
Coding region: 49-753 (234 amino acids)
Source: RefSeq, a predicted model, not a curated record
AAUAAAUUUGAAAAUUACAGAAACCCCCGUCCUCCUUGUUUCUCUAACAUGCGCCAUUUGCUACUCGCCACCACCACCACCAUCAUGCCCUCCUCCUCCUUCUCUGCCGCUGCCACGUCAUCCUCCUCCUCCUAUCCAACCCCCAAACCCAAAUCCUCAAACCCUAACCCUAACUCAAACCCUAAUUGCACCCUCCUCUGCAAGCACUCGCCGUCGGCCACCCUCGACCUCCUCAUCCUCAUCCUCGUCCUCUUCUCCGGGACCUUCCUCAUCACCUCCUACUUUUCCUACAUCUUCAACUCCCUCUCGCUCCUCCUCUCUCACUCCACCCUCCACCUCCACCACAUUCCCGUCCCCUACGUCGUCGGCUUCGUCGCCUUCUUCGCCGCCACGCUGUUCGUAGUCGAGUUCUGCUGCGGCAUUCGAUCCAGGAAGUGCGAUAGGCCCGGAUGUAAGGGCUUGAAGAAGGCCAUGGAAUUCGAUUUGCAAUUGCAAUCGGAGGAGUGUGUCAAGUCCGGGUCUAAAGAUAUCGAUAGGCUGCCGUGGAAGGGCGGCAGCGAGGGCAAUCCUGAUUACGAGUGCCUCAGGACUGAGCUGAGGCGGAUGGCGCCGACGAAUGGCCGUGCCGUGCUGCUGUUUCGGGCGCGAUGCGGAUGCCCGGUGGCCAAGCUCGAAGGCUGGGGUCCCAAGAGAGGACGCCGGCAUAAAAAGGCUCUGGCCAGCAUGGCUCUUAAUGGAGGAGAUCAUCGUUGAUUGUUAAGGAUGCUUUCACCACCGGAGUUCCGAUUACAUGUUCGAUCAUUUACCUGUUAAAUUAUAGACGUUAUUCUUGGCUUCACUCUCAAUCAAAACAAUUCUUUUUCAUUAAUCAUAUACUCCGGUGGCGCAUUUAUAUGUAGAGUCUGUAGACGAGCAUCUUCUCGAGCGAUUGUCUCUCGUAUGUGGAAGGGCGUAACAAAUUGAGUGAGAACAAAUAUAUCAAAUGUCAAUUGGAUAUUUUGUGUGCCUAA